Molecule: messenger RNA, 1534 nt
Organism: Stegodyphus dumicola
Lineage: Eukaryota; Metazoa; Arthropoda; Arachnida; Araneae; Eresidae
Product: caspase-3-like
Biological process (GO): proteolysis
Molecular function (GO): cysteine-type endopeptidase activity
Source: RefSeq, a predicted model, not a curated record
GGCAGACCUAGAGUCAGAGUCGUAGCUAGGGUUUUCAGCGCCCAGGGACAACUGAAGAUUUCGCGCCCCUAUUGCUUGCCAAGGAUGGAAAACAUUUAAUUCUAAAAUGUGUAACAUCAGUUUGGCGCCCCUUGGAUUCUUCGCCCGGGAAGAGAUGCCCCCCUUGCCUCCCUCUAGCUACGCCCCUGCCUAGAGUAUAAGUUGGCGUUGCGUACACGCAUGAGUGGACGUCGGACGUGUAGACAUUUCGUGUUAAUUUCCUGUGUGCGAGUGUUGUUUUGAUAUGAAUAUGAGAAAAAGUGGUAGAACUUUGUAGUAAUGUGUAUCAAUUUAUGAUGCUACUUUCGAUACUAUUUUUCUUUCUGAAAUAAGAAUCAGCAGUGUGUAAAAUGAAAGCUAAUAAUUCAUAACCAUGAAUCCUGAGCACAGAAAAAUUUUAGAGAAAAAUAGAAGUUAUCUUGAACAUAAUGUUGAUAAAUUUCGCCUAAGAGAAUCACUGAUUGAAUCUAAAUUAUUUACAUCUUCUAUGCUAAAAGAUGUAUAUGAAGGGGACGCUAAAUUGUUUGAAGAGCUUCCAACUCGUGGACCCAAAGCUUUCUAUAAGUUCCUCUCAGUUCUUAGAGAUGCUGGUUAUAAUCACGUAGCAGUAAAUUUGGAAAAGGGCGCAUUGAAUAAUUAUGUAAUACGAUUAAAUCAUAAAGAUGAUACUUAUCAUAUGAGUCACGAUACAGCUGGUUGUUGUUUGAUUAUUAAUAAUAUGCAGUUUGAUUCUUUUAAAGAUCGCACUGGAUCAGAUAAAGAUGAAAAAGGAUUUGAAUUUUUUUUCCAAAAAGUUGGUUAUAAAGUGAUUUGCCGUCAGAAUAAAACAGCGGAAGAAAUGUUUUCUAUAUUACAGGAAUUCUCGGAAUCUGAUUUUAAAAAUCAAAAUUCAUGUAUUGUUAUUAUCUUGAGCCAUGGAGGUAAUGACAAAAAUUUAGAUGCUAUCUAUGGCAAAGAUGGAAAUUAUAUUUUAUUAAAUGAAAUUUUGGCUAUGUUUAAUAAAAGUGAAGAUUUGGUUGGGAAACCCAAAGUAUUCUUUAUCCAGGCUUGCCGAGAUGAAAUUUCAGUUGGGAAGAAAAUCACUGAGACUAGUUUAUAUAAUGAAUCAGCGUUUACUGAUAUAUUGCUUCUUCAGUCAACACUUCCAUAUCACGAAUCAUAUCGACAUACUGAAAAAGGUGCAUAUUUCUGCCAAUGUCUCAUUCAAGUAUUAAAUGAUCAUUAUUGUAAAUAUGAUCUUUUAACAAUGACACAUUUUGUUGAAGAUAAAAUGCAGAUUGAGUGUCCAGAACCUCAAGUAACUACUGUUACAAAUUAUUUUUUUAAAAAGAAAUUGUGUUUUAAGUAAUUUGUAUAUUUUAUACAUAUCUUUCAAUAUUAACAAAUUCAAGAUAUCAAAUUAUCAUCUGUUUUGCUCUUAAGUAUGCUGUAAAUAUAUGAAAUUAAUGUAAACUCUAACCUAUCAAAUAAACUAUAAUAUACAUUUUAUGCUUGA